UACAGAAAUAGAACAAAAACAAUACAACAGCGUUCGAAACGCAAAAUAAAUUGUUAGCAUAUACAGCUGCUUUACGAGUGUUUAUUGAAGUUUUGUUUAUUUAUUCGUUAUAAAAUGCUUUCUUUUUUCUCAAAGAAGAAACCAGAUCCACCACCAGAAGAGCCAAUUCAAGGACCAACUGAUCCCACACAAACAAGUGAAGGUGGGGGAGGUGAUGAUUUUAUUUUUGUAGAACGUAAAACAUCUGAAAACGACCCUGCUAGGCCUCCAACACAAGGUAUGGGAGUGUAUCCUCCAAUACCACCUACGUUUGGAAUGAACAGGUUCUCAGGACAGCCUGCUUACCCACCAACAGCAAGUGUAGCGGGUGGUUAUAACAAUGCAACACCAGUGCCAUACGUGCAAGGAAUACCGUUCGAGUUAGCGCCACAAUUAAGCACGAAAUGUGAUUUUGAAGUAACGCAAUUGCAGGUCGACAGCAUUUUAGCUCUGUUAACGCGUCAAAUGUCCGUGAACGAAACUGAGGAGUACAAUUUUGCUCUGGAACGAUCAAUACAAAAUGAGUGCUGCUAGCUAUUGAGAUUUGGAUACGUAUGCAUUUUAUUUUUACCGCUAGCCUAAAAACAACAUAACUUUAUAGUGUGAAUUUUUAGUUAUAAGAAAUUACGAAUGAAUAUAAUUUAAUAAGCCAAUAAAAUCUUAUUAACUUUAUUGAAUUGAA
Messenger RNA from Anastrepha obliqua, 721 nucleotides. RefSeq lists its product as uncharacterized. The record is from RefSeq and is a predicted model, not a curated record. The transcript has a single exon. NCBI's taxonomy places the organism in Eukaryota, Metazoa, Arthropoda, Insecta, Diptera, Tephritidae. The coding region runs from base 115 to 573 and encodes 152 amino acids.